AUGGUGAGGAAGGCAAUUAUUACUGGUGAAUACGAGCCCAAGGGCGAAGAAGUAAACUACCCACUGCUUCAAGGCUGUACUCCGGAGGAAAUAAAACAGAUAGACGAAGUCUCAGCUCCAGAACCUGAGGAACCAACUCGAGGCAUACCAGGUUUCUGGUUGCACUUGCUGAAAAAUGUGGACCAUCUGUGUGACAUGAUCCAGGACCACGACGAACCAAUUCUUAUGCAUCUCAAGGAUAUAACGUGCGAUGUUGACGUCAAUCCGAACGUUAGUUUAUUCUUUUUUUUUUUUUUUUAUUUCCGCCAUUUUCAGAAUAAUGAGUGUGCGAGAAACAGACGCAUUUUCAAUGCAUUGUUUGGAUAG
Gongylonema pulchrum is the source of this 366-nucleotide messenger RNA. NCBI's taxonomy places the organism in Eukaryota, Metazoa, Nematoda, Chromadorea, Rhabditida, Gongylonematidae. The record is from the annotation of a GenBank genome assembly.